AUGAAUCACAUCCUCCUCCUUGGUGACUCGCUGACACAGCAGGGCUACCUGUCCGGUUGGGUGUCGCGCCUCAGCAACUGCUACAUUCGCCGUGCGGAUGUGGUGAACCGUGGACUGAGUGGCUACAACUCGCGAUGGGUGCUGGAUAUCCUGAAGGACGAUGCGCGGCGGGUGCACCUGCUGCCUUCAAACAUUAGCCGGCCGUUGUUUGUGACGGUGCUGCUUGGAUCCAACGACGCUGCUGCAACAGGGCAGAAAGUACCGCUGGAGGAGUAUAAGGAGAACCUGAAAGCGAUCAUUGCCCUUGUGCGUGAGCACGCGGCCCCUAUCGGCGGUAUUUUUCUUCUAGCGCCGCCUCCCGUCGAUGACGAGGCACGUUCAUGUUGGAUGAGGAAUGUCGGUCGCGACCCUGAUGUCUGCGGCCGCGGUCUUGUGGCAGUGCGCUCAUACCGCAAUGCUGCACUGCAGGUUGGGGCCGAGGAGAAUGCGGCGCACAAGGAUGUCACUGUGAUCGACCUGUACCGUGUGAUCUUGGGCGACGGUGCAGACACAAUGCCGUACUCGAAGGGUCCGUGGUGUGAAUAUUUCUACGAUGGCCUGCACUUCAACGAGGCCGGGGGCCAACUCGUCUUUGAGGCGCUGUGGGACGCGAUUCAGAAGUCUGCCAAGGCCCAGGAGAUUUUGCCGGAGGCGCUUCCGUAUGUUUUGCCCCCGCACGAUACACUGUGGGCUGCGGGCAAGUGA
Messenger RNA from Trypanosoma grayi, 744 nucleotides. Its product is annotated as putative esterase. The record is from RefSeq and is a predicted model, not a curated record. The transcript has a single exon. Lineage: Eukaryota; Euglenozoa; Kinetoplastea; Trypanosomatida; Trypanosomatidae. Bases 1 to 744 code for a protein of 247 amino acids.